Molecule: messenger RNA, 4659 nt
Organism: Syngnathoides biaculeatus (alligator pipefish)
Lineage: Eukaryota; Metazoa; Chordata; Actinopteri; Syngnathiformes; Syngnathidae
Gene: mospd2
Product: motile sperm domain containing 2
Exons: 16
Coding region: 102-1703 (533 amino acids)
Source: RefSeq, a predicted model, not a curated record
CAUUUCCCAGUGAUUCACCGCAACUCCAGCUAGCUAGCGACCGAGCUAACGACGAAACUAUCCGAGACGAGGGACGGAAACGAGCCCGUGACAGUUGGAACAUGGCUGAACUUGAACAACACCAGGGAGAGCAGGGCAUUGAGGAGAAAAUCGAGCAGACGAGAGAGAGAUUCAAAAACGAAUUCCUCCAAGAUUUGUCAGACAAAUACGACCCGAGAGAUGUGGACAGACUGCAGAAAGACAACUCCAUGGUGGAGGGCUACCUGAUGUGGCGACUCUACAAGGUGGACGACGCCUUGAAAAUGAUUGAUGAGAGUUUCCAAUGGAGGAAAGAGUACGGUGUAAACGAUCUCUCCGAGAGCUCCAUUCCCAGGUGGAUGUUUGAGACAGGGGCGGUCUUUCUCCAUGGAUACGACAAAGAGGGCAACAAGCUCUUCUGGUUUAAGGUAAAGCUCCACAUGAAGGAUGCAAAAACAGUCUUUGACAAAAAGAAGUAUGUGGCUUUCUGGCUGGAGCGAAAUGUCAAGAAAGAACCUGGAAUGCCCUUAACAGUCGUGUUUGACAUGUCAGAGUCAGGCCUCACCAAUAUAGACAUGGACUUUGUGAAGUAUGUUGUCAAUUGCUUCAAAGUAUAUUAUCCAAAGUUGCUCUCCAAGAUGAUUAUUGUGGAGAUGCCUUGGAUCAUGAACGCCGCGUGGAGGAUUGUGAAAACGUGGCUGGGUCCAGAGGCCAUCAGCAAGCUCAAAUUUGCAUCCAGAUCUGAACUCCAGUCGUAUAUCGACCCGGAGUACUUACCGCCUCACAUGGGUGGAACGGACCUGUUCAAGUACAGCUACCCACCUCUCCCUGACGACGAUUUCCAGACCCCCAUCGGCGACAACGGACCAAUUGUCAGCGAGGACGAAGUCGAGAGCAAGGAGAGCGAGCUCGAGAGCAAAGACGUUCUGGAGUCCAGCAUCAACUCAGAGGUUGCCGUCAAGCCCAAAAAGGUGAAUUUCCUGGAAGAUAGUUUGAGGACAGACGACAUUGAUAAGGGAGAAAGCCGAAUCAAAGGAGCCAGGAGGCCCAUGACCACGUUUAAAGCCACCCUGUUGGACAUCAGCCCUGCAGAAGAGCUCAGUUUUGGUUGUGGAGAUACAGAGAAGAAAAGCCUCAUUAUCCUCAGCAAUGUGACAAAAAACCCGUUGGCCUUUAAGGUUCGGACCACAGCGCCCGAGAAGUACAGAGUGAAGCCGAGCAGCAGCACCUGCGAACCCGGCGCCUCCAUCGAUAUUGUGGUGUCCCUUCACGGAGGAUCUCAGGCGUCCCCCCAGGAUCGCUUCCUGGUGAUGGCUGCUGAGAUGGACAACAUCGGGUCUCAAGAACUCACGCAGUUCUGGAAAGAAGUACCAAAGUCCAAAAUUCUGGAGCACAGGUUGCGCUGUCACGUUCUGGAGAGCGUUAAGCCGGCGAGCAACCCUCUGAGGGAGGCUGGCGAUCGAGGAAGCAGCAAGGACAUUAACACAGCACCUGUUGCACAGAAAGGCUUCCGGGCACCCGAUGACAACUUUCUCAUGCGAUUGAUGGCCUCCAACUCCCGGCUUGAGCAGAGCGUGAACACGUGCGUGUGGGUGCAGAAGGUUCUGGUCUGCUUGGUCCUGGUUCUGUUGAUGCUCAACCUGUACUGCAUCCGCCUGCUGACGGCAGCGCAGCAACUCUUUUGACCACGGCACGACUCCAAAGACCGAUCCGCCUCCCUUGAAGGACCAAAAUCGAGGGGCAGGGCAAGUUUUGUGCUGCCUCCCGACACCGAACAAAGACGCUUUUAACAACCCUCAAGCAGUUUUUUAAGCUGGAAAAUGUAUUUAUUGCAAAAAAAUAUGUAGGAAAGAUAUAUUUUUGUGAUCCUAUUGUACAAUAUUUUAUAUGAAAUUUUGGCAGAUGUGAAAAGAAGUACUGAAAUAGGUCACUUUUUGCCAAGAUUGUAAAAUUACACUUAUUUAAAAUAACGGUGAAAGUAGAAGUACUGAUUCACACUUAAAUGUAAAAAAGACUGAAAUUAAAAUGUAAACAGGAAUUUUUACUGUCCAUUAUAUACAAUAACUAUUUUGAUUACUUGGAGCAAUGUGUGGGGGAGGGGGGAAUUGUAUGUAUGCUAGUUCUUUUCAUACUAAGAAGAAACAAAACACUGCGCACCAGCAGAGCAUCUUCCCAUAUUUUUGAUAACAUUAUGAAAUUACUCGCAAAAAUAGAUAAAUUGGCUAUUGAUAAAAGCAGAAAUACACACUUUAUUUUUUCCAGAUUGAGAAUUUUUGAAAGACAAAAAAAGAUGGUGCUUUUUUUUAGGCUGCGCCAAGACGACGAUCAUGAAUUACUAGUGCCAAAAAGCAUAAAGCAAUGGACCAUUCCGAUGGCGAUCUUAAGCUCCGCCCCCUUAGCCUUGUCCCACAAGCUUCCAAAAUGGCGAUUGAACAGAACAUGUUUGAAGUUGAUUCUCUGUCGUGUAUUCCAGAUAAUAUCGGGGUAUGUUUUUUUUUGCCAAAUCCGUCACACUUGACCGAGAGAGUAAUACAGAGAGGUCUCAAGUAUUUCACGCAAGGAUAUGUACACGGAAUUAAGAUUUUGGACAGCAGGGCGCAAUGUCAAGAGUUAGAGCGAAAUGUUGGCGAUCGAUGCAAAAAAAGUUCGACGCCUCAGACUUCAUAUUGAAAUCCAACAGGAUAAAAUAGUGGAAUCGUACUGCGCAUGUAAAGCAGGGUGAGUACUUUUUACUUGGAAAGAUCACAAGUAAUAUGAUUGUAGUUUUUUUAAGUGAGUGGGUGUAUUUAUUCGUUUGUAAUUGAACCCAGUGCUCUGUCUUAAAAGUCUGAUGUGAUACAAAUGGGCAAAUAGACAUUUUUCUUGCAUGACAUCGCGCAUUUAUGUAUCAAGAAUUAAACGUUCCCCAAGCGCAUCUGAGGACCAUUUUCUUCAUAACAUUAACUUUUCCAAGCGCCCGCUACUGACUGCCAGCAUUGCUUGUGGGACAAUCCGGCAAGAGGGGCGUGUUAAGACAAUGCGGCUAUGUGAUUGGCUAUUAUUGUACGAGUGAUUGACAGGUAGGAAAGGUCCGUUAAUUGUCGUGAACGAGGCAUAAGAUGCGGUUUUCUUCUCAAACUGUUGCGUCACGCUUGUUAAUACUCUGGUUAACGUUCCUCCAUGUCACCGCUGCUCAUUUUUUUGUGGUCGUCAUCUUGCAAGCCUGUUUUGGCUAUUAAGGGGUUAAAUAUAAAAAUAUCCUACAGAGUACAAAUAUGGCAUCAGACAAAACUCAAAAGUGUGCCUGUUACCCCGCUAUUUGUGGGGAUAAGGAGCAUCCCCUGCUGCAAAUGGCGAGGAUCCGCAAGUAAUUAACAGCCCAUUAAAAGGAUUUGCGAUUGCCUAUAAAUGUGACUAGGUGGUGUCAAAGCACUACUUUUAAACGAGUCAGGAAGAGUGAGCUCAUUCCCGAGACCAGUCCAGUGGACGUCGAUGUAGAUACUUUGAACCUUAAAACUCUGUAUUAGUACUUGAUUACCUCCCACAACUGCUUUCUAUCUGUUUACACUUCAAAGAGCACACCAGUAUUCACCCGCAUGUAUUAAAUUGAAAACUCGGCGGCGGCAGCGCUCUCCACGCCGACACCGAGGAGCCGCCGGAGGCUUCGGUCUCCGUUGCUUUUAAUUAGCCGGCGUCGUCCCGCUAGAAGUACGCAAGCAAUUAGCGGCGGGCGCAAGGACUCGGCUGCGUGGGCCUCUUGUAGCUUAUUGACAAUUCUCCUUAUCUGCAAUGAGAUCCGGCCCCGUGCAAUCAAGUUUGCUUCUCAACACGUGCGGUCCAAACCCGCCAAUAAUGAGCACGCAGAUGCUAAUGUUGAUUACUACAAGCUUGUUGGGCGGGGGGCGCUCUGAGACUGCCUCGUCUAACCUACUUUUGAAAUUAAAGUCUUUACAUUGUUCACAACUUUUUGGGAUGUAUAACCUGUAGUUUUUGUGGAGAUUUUAAUGUAUACAGGCCAAAUUGGUGCAAAUUUCGAUUUUUAAAAAAAUCCCAUGAAAUUAAAAAAAAAAAGGGGAAUCUUGUUUUUAUAUUUUUUUAUUACACAAUCUGUUUUUCAUUAUGAACCUCAUAAAAUCAAAGUAUUCUCCUAAAAUUAUCAUUUUAUAUAUUUUUUAUAAUAAAAAAAUAGGAUAUGACCCAAAUAAUUAAGACUUAAUAAUUAAGACCAGUGAUAUCAUGGUUUUGUACAAAAAAAGUAUUAGUGCUAUUCUCAUGUUAGCACAUCGACUGACAACUGACAAUAAUAAUGCUCAAGUUUGUAUUCAAUGUAACUUUUUUUUUUUUUUUACAUUUUUGGUAACGAUAUUAACUUUGGGAUACCCCAAGCCACCAUCCCAGAUCCCCUUUUGUUUCUAUUUUGUCGAAUUGAAGGGUUGCUGAAAAGCAAUCUGAUCAGAGUUAUGCAGAACACAAACAUAACACCACAUAUUAGCAGAUUGAACAAUAUAUAUUGGUGGUGUAUAUAGUUUUUGGUGGUGUACACGUGUAUCACAAUGAAAAAUGUUAUCAAAUGUGUUCUUGUAAUAUUACUUGUUUUGUAAUUUGUGAGAACAUAAUUUCUGUUGAACUUCUAACAGAUAAGACGUCAUUCCAUCCAUUUUU